Molecule: messenger RNA, 789 nt
Organism: Fonsecaea monophora
Lineage: Eukaryota; Fungi; Ascomycota; Eurotiomycetes; Chaetothyriales; Herpotrichiellaceae
Exons: 2
Coding region: 1-789 (262 amino acids)
Source: RefSeq, a predicted model, not a curated record
AUGGCGGGGAUUACUGCUUCAGUGACAGCCGCGGAGCGGGCAACGGCGAAGGCUAUCCCCGUCAGUCCCAUCACUUCAGCUCCCAUUCUCACUCAUCAGCGCGGCUUAAUCAAAAGGACUGGUGCCGACACAGUCGAGGACAACACUUGUGGAUGGGUCAAUGGUGAUCUCAUGAUGAAGCCUAUCCUCUUUGCGCGACGGCGACGUUUGGCGGUCCAGCGGGAUACACCUACCUCAGUUGCACAGAUGCAAUCGGCACAACGGACACGGUUAGAGAACUUUUUCUGUCAAGCCCCAUUUCGUUUUAAUGGAAACAUCAAGAGUCAUGACGUCGAUAUCUCCCACAUGCUGACACCACGUUUGCAGAUGAUGCUCACAUACUAUGGCGGCAAUGCAACGGUCGAGAACUUACCCAGGUAUUUCUCGAGCUAUUGGUACGAGAGUACCGCCACCUCUUCCACGACGUCGACUUCUACCUCAUCUCCCACCGACGACGCAGGCAUCAACGACACGAUAUCUUGGCUCUCCGGCCACAAGACCAUCCUCAUCGGAGCCAUUGCCGGCUUCUGCGGGUUACUCAUCCUCCUCGUGGUGGGGGGUUGCUGCGUGGUACGGAACAAAAGGUCCAGACGAGGACGGUAUAUUCCGGCUAGUCAGCAGAUGCCACCGCACGAGGCUUACGGGAUGCACUAUCAAGGCGCGGCGGCAUAUCAGCGGCCUCCAUCGUACCAGUCUGGGUAUGGAUACCAACAAGAUUUCGGUCAGGUGUACGUGGCUCCGAAUAAAUGA